CUCUGGCUGAUGCUGCGAUUCACUUGAAAGCAGAUCUUGAUGUGAAGGUUUCGCUAAAGAGGAUUUGGAGCAUUGGAUUUCAAAGAGACAAAAUAUGGACAGUGCUGGUUUAAAGGAGCUCAGUCCGCGGCGCCUUGCAUGAAAUCGCGUUUCUUCUCUUGUGACAACUAUUAAGGGUCCCGUAGAAGUAAAGGUGCACGCGCAAAGAGAGCUUUGAGUCUGGGGACUGCCUUGACAGACAGACUGCUUCUUUUGCUGAGCUUAUCAGCCAACGUGGCUCCAUAUGGCAUUUUUUUCUCUUUGCUACAGAGAAUGCAGGGUGAAAAGCCCUGAGCAAGGCUUCCAGUUACCCGCCAAAGAAUGUUGGCAUGAACAUGAAGAUUAAAGCUGCCAUUUCAACUCAAGUGAAACCGUGCACACACUAACUGGCACCAGAAGGGACUGUUCCGUAAUUACAUAAAUCAGACCGAGUGUGCCCAGUGGAUAUUUGAAUCUCUGUCCCUUUGCUCUAAAUAACCAUGGCAGAGAGGACCUUUAAACAGUUCAAACUAUUUUGGCGACAACAGUGAGAGGUUUGGCCAGUGGCCUGGACUGUAUGAGGUAAUGGUGUUUGCUCCAGGAUACAAGUGUUGGCCAAGCCUGUUGAUAUGCAAACAUAUUAGAGUUGUAGCAUUUAAUCUUUUGUCUUACAAUGCAUCAGUUUACACUUGUAUGUCCAUGUAGACAGUCAGUUACAUGCCAGUCUACUAUCUCACAGUCAACCCAGCUUAUUUUUUUCCCCUUAAGCUAAAGUCCUUAUAAGUACAUUGAAUUCUGUAAGUCCUAACUUCAGCCCACAUAAUUUGAAAUCAAACAAUGAUUUCACCAAAGCCACAUGUUGCCCAUAUUAUAUGGGUUGGGCUGCUCAUUUGUUGCUUUGUAGAAAUAGGCACUUGUCUAGAAUUUACAGGUGCUGAGGGUCAGUGGGCUAGAUUUCCAGUGUGGAAUGCAUGUUGCGAAAGUGAAAUGAGCUUCAACAUGAAAACAAGGAGUUCCCAUGGGCUGCUAGUUUACUUUGAUGAUGAGGGAUUUUGUGACUUUCUAGAGCUCCUCAUACUGAAUGGUAAACUCAGCCUUCGAUUCUCCAUCUUCUGUGCGGAGCCUGCGACUGUUAUAUCUGACACAGCGGUCAAUGACAGCCAAUGGCACACAGUCACUAUAAGGAGAAACUUUAAGAACACUACCCUAAUGGUGGACAAUGAGAUAAAGUGGGUGGAGGUGAAGUCUAAAAGACGGGAUAUGACUGUUUUCAGCCAUUUGUUUGUUGGUGGAAUACCACCGGAAUUACGAUCUGUUGCACUACGUCUGACAUCGGCUGCGGUCAAGGAUCAGCUGCCUUUUACUGGAUGGAUAACAGACAUAAAGGUCAACAACACGGAGUCUGUAAUGAUUAACAGUGAGGGUGUCUUAAAUGACCUCUGUGGUACAGCCAACAUGUGUCUAAAUGGAGGAGUCUGCAGUUUAAUUAACAACGAGCCAACGUGCGACUGUUCUCGGACAGGCUUCCAAGGAAAGGACUGCAGUGAAGAAGACAACUAUAAUGAAGGUCUGGCACACCUGAUGAUGGGCGACCAAGGUAAAAGUAAAGGAAAAGAAGAGUUUGUCGCAACCUUCAAAGGAUCUGAGUUCUUCUGCUACGACUUGUCCUUGAACCCGAUUCAAAGCAGCAGUGAUGAAAUCACAUUGUCAUUCAAAACCCUACAGAGGAAUGGACUGAUGCUGCACACGGGAAAAUCAGCUGAUUACGUCAACCUGGCUCUGAAAAAUGGGGCGGUCUCACUCGUCAUUAAUUUGGGGUCUGGAGCCUUUGAAGCUCUUGUGGAGCCAGUCAAUGGGAAAUUUAAUGACAAUGAUUGGCAUGAUGUCAAAGUAACAAGGAAUCUACGUCAGCACUCAGGCAUUGGACACGCUAUGGUAACAAUAUCCGUUGACGGGAUUCUGACCACCACAGGAUAUACGCAAGAAGACUACACCAUGCUAGGCUCUGAUGACUUUUUCUAUGUCGGAGGGAGCCCUAGCACAGCCGACCUGCCUGGAUCUCCAGUUAGCAACAACUUCAUGGGCUGCCUCAGGGAGGUUGUAUACAAAAACAAUGACGUGAGACUUGAGUUGUCCAGGCUGGCCAAGCAGGGUGAUCCCAAGAUGAAGAUCCACGGCACUGUGGCCUUCAAGUGUGAGAACGUGGCCACUCUAGAUCCCAUCACUUUUGAGACGCCUGAGUCUUACAUCAUCCUCAACAAGUGGAAUGCUAAAAAGACAGGCUCCAUCUCCUUUGACUUCCGCACCACUGAGCCCAACGGCCUUCUCCUUUUCAGCCAUGGCAAGCUCAAGCAGCAGCCAAAGGAUUCAAAGAGUCCUCAAACUCUUAAAGUGGACUUCUUUGCUAUCGAGAUGCUGGAUGGCCAUCUGUACUUGCUGCUGGACAUGGGCUCGGGAACCACAAAGACCAGGGCAGUCAACAAGAAGGUCAAUGACGGCGAGUGGUACCAUGUUGACUUCCAGCGAGAUGGAAGAUCAGGUACCAUCUCCAUCAACACCCUCCGCACUGCCUACACAGCCCCUGGAGAAAGUGAGAUCCUGGACUUGGAUGACAACCUGUACCUCGGGGGUUUACCGGAGAAUAGAAGGGGGUUGGUGUUCCCCACCGAGGUGUGGACUGCACUGCUCAACUAUGGCUACGUAGGCUGCAUUCGAGAUUUAUUUAUUGACGGACAGAGUAAAGAUGUCAGACGGCUGGCUGAGAUCCAGAAAGCUGCCGGGGUCAAGCCCUCCUGCUCUAAAGAGCCUCCCAAGCAGUGCUUGAGCAACCCCUGCCAAAACAAUGGGAUCUGUAGAGAAGGCUGGAAUCGCUACGUGUGUGACUGUUCUGGGACUGGAUACCUGGGUCGCUCCUGCGAAAGAGAAGCGACCAUCCUCAGCUACGAUGGCAGCAAGUUUAUGAAGGUCCAGCUACCGGUGGUGAUGCACACAGAAGCUGAGGACGUGUCUUUGCGGUUCCGCUCCCAGCGAGCCUAUGGCAUCCUAAUAGCCACCACAUCUCGGGACUCUGCUGACGCUCUGCGAAUUGAGUUGGAGAGCGGCCGCGUCCGGCUGACUGUCAACUUAGAUUGUAUCAGGAUUAACUGUACCUCCAGCAAAGGUCCAGAGACAAUUUUUGCGGGUCAGAAUCUGAACGAUAAUGAGUGGCACACAGUACGUGUGUUCAGGAGGGGCAAGAAUUUGAAACUGACCGUAGAUGAUCUUCCACCUGUGGAAGGUCAAAUGGCAGGUGACCACACCCAGCUGGAGUUCCAUAACAUUGAGACGGGCAUUGUGACAGAGAAGCGCUUCAUGUCCAUGGUGCCCUCCAACUUCAUUGGCCACCUCCAGAGCCUCUCCUUCAAUGGCAUGGCCUACAUAGACCUCUGUAAAAAUGGUGACAUUGAUUACUGUGAGCUCAAUGCAAUGAUUGGCUUCAAGAACAUCAUUGCUGACCCUGUCACCUUCAAGUCACGCUCCAGCUAUGUGACUCUCACUACUCUGCAGGCCUACUACUCCAUGCACCUUUUUUUUCAGUUCAAAACCACCUCCUCGGACGGCCUCAUCCUGUAUAACAGUGGCGAUGGAAAUGACUUCAUUGUGGUGGAGCUGGUUAAAGGUUACCUACACUAUGUGUCUGACCUGGGGAAUGGAGCCCACCUGAUCAAAGGCAACUCUAACAAACCCCUGAACGACAACCACUGGCACAAUGUUAUAAUCUCCAGGGACACCAACAACCUCCACACUGUCAAGAUUGACACCAAGAUUACCACGCAGACAACAACAGGAGCCAAAAACCUGGACCUGAAGGGUAACCUGUAUAUUGGAGGGGUGGCUAAGGAGAUGUACAAGGAGCUGCCCAAACUGGUGCAUGCCAAGGAGGGUUUUCAAGGUUGUCUGGCAUCAAUGGAUCUGAACGGGCGGCUCCCAGACUUGAUGUCAGAUGCCCUGGACUGUGUGGGACAAAUAGAGAGAGGAUGUGAAGGUCAGUACCCGAAAGAGAGGCAUCUGUGGAAAUCACCUUCCUGGCUGAAACUGCCCCCAUGGCAACGCCCUGAGACAAGAAACCUGGCCUCUUCCACUCGCGGAGAGCGAGUGAACAGUCUGCAGAGACUCUCACGCGACGGUGGCCGUCUCAGUGAGGGUCCAGUCCCCCCAAGCCCACCCAGCGCUGAAAGCCUCUCAUGUGCAGGCGUCCCAGUGUCAUCGCCACUAGAGAAGAAGCCAUCAGACCGAGCAGCCUCUGGCACUGAAGCCUCAUCUGGCCACUCAGGGAAGAUGUUCAGAGGCUGGAGGACACAGUUUGCUCCCCUGAGGCCUGUUGCACAGCCCCGAAACUGGAAUUCAGCUUCAGUCACCCAUCUGGCCUUGUGGAUCAUUGCCCUGGGCUUUGUGGCAGGGUCAGAACCAGGUGCUGUGGAGAGUCUCCACCACAUUCACCUCUCCAAUGGAAACAAGCGCCACCAUAUUGUGCCUAUUGCUAUCCACAGAUCUCCUGCAUCCCUAAGAGCAGGGCACACGGGAACAACAUACAUAUUUGGACGAGACGGUGGACUGAUCACAUACACGUGGCCACCAAAUGACCGUCCUAGCACGAGGGCAGACCGACUAGCCAUUGGCUUCAGCACACAUCUGAAGGAUGCUGUCCUGGUGAGGGUGGAUAGCUCCUCUGGUCUUGGAGACUUCUUGAAGCUCCACAUUGAGAAAGGAAACAUUGCCGUUGUAUUUAAUGUCGGUACAGAUGACAUUAAUAUUGAGGAGACGUCAAAGUUUGUAAAUGAUGGAAAGUACCAUAUAGUGAAGUUUACGAGGAGUGGGGGUAAUGCCACUCUGCAGGUGGAUGACCUGCCAGUCAUUGAGCGCUACCCCACAGGCAACAAUGAUAACGAACGCCUGGCGAUUGCUAGACAGCGAAUCCCAUACCGACUUGGUCGAGUAGUUGACGAAUGGCUACUCGACAAAGGGCGACAGCUUACAAUCUUCAACAGCCAAACCACUAUACAGAUUGGGGGCUGGGAGCGAGAUCGCAGUCGAUCCUUUCAGGGCCAGCUUUCAGGCCUCUACUAUAAUGGCUUGAAGGUCUUCAACAUGGCCGCAGAGGGGGAUCCCAAUAUAAGGAUCCAAGGCAGUGUGCGGCUUGUGGGGGAGUCACCCUCCUCUAUCACCCCACAGUCAAGUACCACAGCCAAUCGCUCAGAGACAUCCACAUCCAUCAUGGAGAUCACCACCACCACAGCGUCCAGCAGGAGAGUAAAGCUGACAACACCACGAGAGCCUCAGCAAACAACUGACGACUUGCUGGUGGCAUCAGCCGAGUGUCCAAGCGAUGACGAGGACAUUGAUCCCUGUGAGCCGAGCUCAGCCAAUCCCACUGGUGCUGGACCAAAGGGUUACCCAGGAACACAGGAGGUCUUCCGUGAGUCGAGCAGUACUACGGGGAUGGUGGUCGGCAUCGUAGCAGCAGCGGCGCUGUGCAUUCUCAUCCUGCUUUAUGCUAUGUAUAAAUACCGGAACAGAGACGAAGGCUCCUACCAUGUAGACGAGAGUCGUAACUACAUCAGCAACUCGGCACAGUCCAACGGAACCGUGGUCAAAGAGAAACAGGUCAACACAGCGAAAACCUCGAGCAAGAACAAGAAGAACAAGGACAAGGAGUACUAUGUGUGAUUGUCAAAGCUCUGGUCUUUGUCAGGCCAACGUAAACAUUUAUCAAAAAGACAAAUCAGGACUUGUGUAAUAUAACAACAAAUACAAACAUUAUUUAGUCAUUUUCCCCCCAUAAGACAAUGCUCUGAAAAGCUGAAAAAAAAAACAUGGUAAAUAAAAAAAAUUAAAAAAUAAACUUUCUUCAGUCUUAAACACUGGACAGAAAGUACUGAGGUUAAAAGACUGGAGGAAAAAUGGGUCUGCCAACAAUUAAAAAUGAACUAAAUACAUAUCUAACAUGUCAGCAAAACACCAUUAACCCAUCUGUGACUUGUUCUUUGGCCACGAUAAUGUGAUCGAACUCCCGUGUUUCUGGAGGAGCACAGAUGCACUUUGCAAAUGGAGUGACAGCAUAGCAGACUUAACGUUCCAUUUCCAUUGCCUGUGUUUGUGUUGCUGGGACUUUUUCUAGGUAAAAUGGCACAAUGCAUAAAUAAAUACAUACAUUAAAAUACGCCAAACAUUUAUGAAGAGGAUGAAGAGGAAUUAAAAAAAAAAAUCAAUCACAUGACGUUUAAGCCAGAGAUGAGGAAUCAGCCAAAAGUCCUCACGGUAGAGGCAGAGAUGGCCUGCAAAGACUAUUACCUGGCAGGCAGGGCUGCUGCAGUGCAAAGAUGAGAACAGAUGGCAGCUUCUCUUGAAGACUUUGGUUUAAAAGAAUAUGUGAGUUGUGCCAGGAAGAAAUCUGGAGGCCUUCGUUUUCACAUUGUGUGAACUCAAAGGAGAGACUUCGCUCAGAAUCCCGCAGAUGUCUCAACGGUGAUCAUUCAGGAGCCAUGCACGCAAAAUUAUCUUAUUACGGUACAUAUGUUUAUAUACAAUACAACCACAUCUAUAUGUGCUUUCUGGACUGUGACAAAGUGGUGUUUUAUAGCCUGUUGUAUAGAUGAUGCAAACUAUAACUGCUCCUCAGCCGUUUUGGAAUAAAACCUUUAAAAAAAGGACAAAAAGAAGACAUAAAUGUUAUUAAGUGUUGCUAGACAUAGAAGAUUUUAUGAGGACAUCUGCAUUUUGUUUUUGUUUUUUCAGUUGGAUAAUAAUUUGAAUCUCUCCCUGUUUUUACAUGUGUUCCUAUAUAGUUUUUAUACAAAUUCCAACCUGGACCAGUAACAGCCUAACCUGAAACCUGCACAAGCUGUUGAUAGCGGAGAUGUGUGACAACUUGUGUGGCUCUCUUUUAAGGAUCCUGGUAGAAUCACUGCCUUCCUGCUCAAUCCUGACUUACAUGAGUGAGAAUGAAGACCUAGAAUAUGAGUGUUGAUGAUGAUGAUGAUGAUGGUGAUGGAUGAUGCCAGUGAUAAAGAUAAAUUAACUUGCUGUGUGUGUGUGUUUUCCAAGUGGUAUUAUAAGAUUGUCCAGUGUGCGCUUGGGAUGACACAAAACCAGAGGAGAAUAGCUCAAAUAAGUCUCCAUUUCAACUGUUCUGUGUUUGUUCUGUCAUUCUGUCAGUCAAUUCUGCUUUCCAGAGACCUGUACUUGGAAUGAGUAUGAGGAAAAAUGACCAUGAACUAUAAAUGAUGAUCAUGAAUUCUC
Haplochromis burtoni (Burton's mouthbrooder) is the source of this 7296-nucleotide messenger RNA. Its product is annotated as neurexin-1a. The transcript is spliced from 24 exons. The record is from RefSeq and is a predicted model, not a curated record. Bases 856 to 5724 code for a protein of 1622 amino acids. Lineage: Eukaryota; Metazoa; Chordata; Actinopteri; Cichliformes; Cichlidae.